Linum trigynum is the source of this 5731-nucleotide messenger RNA. Lineage: Eukaryota; Viridiplantae; Streptophyta; Magnoliopsida; Malpighiales; Linaceae. The record is from the annotation of a GenBank genome assembly.
AGUCCCUAUUAGAGUUGUCCUAACUCGCCUAAUUGCAUUGGAGAGACGUACCGAACUACCGGAUUAGGCAAUUAGGGCAACCAAAUCAACUCCAUCGGGUGAAGACCCAGAACGAAGGAAAGAAACCAAUCACCCUUGUUAACGAUUAUUGAAUAGGGCCCCAAAUUAUGCUAAGGAGACAUUCUCUCUCAUAGGGUAAUUAGCCCUUAAAUUGAGGGAAUUGAUCAAGGUCUCUCAAUUAUCAUUACAAAUACGCAAUCAAUAUAUAGUCAAACAUGUCAAUCACAAAAUAGAGUUCACAAUCAUCAUUCUACAAUAUCCUAGACUAAGGUUCACAUCAUCUAAGUGAAAUGAGAAUUACACCAUAACUAGAGAAAGAACUACAAGUAAAGAGAAGGAAAGCCCCAUAAAAUGAUUAUUUACUUUCUUCUUCCUAGUUGCUUGGGAUGGCGUUGAAGAUGAAAUCUGACCUCUUUUGAUCUUGGAUUGGUCAAAUUCCUCUCCAAAUUUUUUGUUCGUCGCUUUCUUUCUAGAUUGCAGAAGAAGAUCUAAAUCUCUCUCGAAAAAUUUCCUCUGCUUUGGAAAUCUGCUCAUUCUCAUAUUUAUACCCGACAGUGCACAUUUCACUGUCAUCCGUCAUGCCCAUGAUGUGUGCAGUGAAACCAUGAUCUUAGCGCAAAAAGCGCUAUUUCACUUACACCCUUCAUGGUUUUGUUGUAUUCUUCACAUCAUACACACGUGAUCCAUGUAAUGCGUACGAGAAGUCCAAAUGCUACUGGAAAUUUGAGUUCUUCACAGUUUUGUUAUAAUCUUCAUGGUCUAUCGUCCGUCACCCAUGAACCGUGAUCCAUGAAAUUUCCAGCACUUUUUCCCAUUUUCUCUCCCUUUCUUCUGACUUUCGAUCCUUAUGCUUAUUUCACCUGCUAGAGCCUUAAAUAUUCUAAAACAAGAUAAAAACAUAGAGUAAAAUAGCUCCAAGGACGAUGCUAUACAAGUCAAAGGGGUAAAAACAUGUAUAGAAUGACUCGAAUCAAACUUCCCCAUACUUAGUCAUUUGCUCGUCCCUAAACAAACAUAACUCACAAUAGUGCAACAUGCAAGAAACUCACAAUAGUAUGCACUAUAGCUUUUUGGUAGCACCUCAAGGACAAUCAAAGACGAGAAAACAUUACAUCCAUCUCUAUGUGACAACACACUCUCAAAUGAGGACAUUGUCGACUAAAGAGGGCUAGACACUUGACUUGUGCACUAGGGGACUCUCAAGAAAACAUGUGAAAAUCAAUGGAUUCCGUGGUGGUUCUCCUACUUUUUUUUCAAAAGAGGUCUCAUACUUUGAACCUCAACUUAACUUUGACGAACAUGGCACCACAUUUGCAUUUGCAAGACAAGGGUUCGAUCGCGGGGCGAGAGCGGAAGCAACAUUCACUUCCCUUUCAUGUGUGGAAAAUGAUGGUUGAGAGGAUGGAAGGGUUUAGGUAGGUUAAGCAUUGCAGAUGGUAAGUCUGGUUCUCUCAAACACCAAUUCCCGACCUGCACUCUCGUAUAGACGAUAGACGAGUUGCAACACAUGCUAGAUAUUCAGAAGUCGCGUCUCUUAACUCUACCAGAAGAAGCAUCUAGCAUGAGAUGUAACUUCUGAAUGAAGUCCGUAAGGAGGAGCGUCCGCAGAGAAACAUGGGAAAGGUAGUAGGGUGGAGGUUGGAUGCUAGAAAGUUGUUCAUAAUUUCUCUAAAAACGCAUCCUCAAAUGGAACUUCUAUCCAAAAGAGAAGCCAUUUGAUAGGUUAAUUAAAAUAAUAUGACUGAUCGCCUCUCACAUGAACAUGGUUCAAAAAGGCACGCUUAACCUUACGCUUAGACACGCCUAGGCGCAAGGCAAUAGCAAAACGCCUCGCCUAGGGAUUUUGCGCCUAAUUAGAUACUAGAACACGUCAAUUGAGUAAGGCGACAUAAAAGUCUCUCCAAAUCAUUAGGAGAUGGAGCUAGGAAGUCAAUAUCAAAGGAGAAACUUAAGAUCAACUACGAAAUCAAUUUUCUAUAUCAAUAUUUUCAAUAUCUUAAGAACUUUGUGAGCUAUUGAGCUAUGAUUCUAUGAAUUCGUGAGCUAUGUUCUUGACAUUCAGUGUUGAGUAAGUUAUUAAUCAUUUUAACUGAAGUGAGAAAGUGUUGUAGAUUAUUAUUUCAUUCAUCAUGUUGUGCAAAUAUCUAUUUUUCUUCCAACGCCUAGACACGCUUAGUCUACGCCUAAGCGAGCUAGGCUCUAGGCAAAGGCUCAACGCUCGCCUUACGCCUAGCGCCUUUUUGAACCUUGCACAUGAAACACUUUUUCCAAAACUUUUUUCAAAACAUGAGCACCUUUUUCAUAACUUUUUGGAGUCCAAAAUUGGGGAGAGUCUCAGACUCAUGUCCUAACUUCGAUCAUAAAUAGUAGGGGUGGGCAAACGGUUCGGUAAACCCGAACCAAACCGAAACCGAAUUAAUGUUAUUCGGUUCGGAAUUCGGAAGGAAAAUAUGGAGAGUUCGAAAAUCAGGGCUCUUACAACCGAACCGAAUUUCCGAAUUUCAGACCGAAAAACCGAAAUACUAUAAUUGCAAGUUCCAAAUGAUGGAUUUUUAUGUUUGUAGUUGUUUUUAUGUGUUGAAAAUUUUGGUUUUAUCAUUGAUGAUGCAUAUAAUUGAUAUUUAUUGUUUAUAUUAGGGGUGAAAAAUAAUUUAAAAGUGAUAAAAUACAAGUACCUUCACAAAUUCGGUUUUGUGUGAAAAACCGACCCGAACCGACCCGAACCGAAUUAUAAUUCGGUUCGAAUUCGGUUUGAGGUUGGGAGAAUUCGAGGACCCAAUAUUCAUAAUUUCGGUUCGAUCGAAACCGAACCGACCGAAUGCCCACCCCUAAUAAAUAGUAUCAACACAAUCAAGAAUUGAUGAAAGUAAAGCCACUCAUGAACAAUAAUAUCCGUAGCUCCAGACAACUCCCUAUAAUGCACACCAUCACGAAAUUAAACUUUUUAAAGGACGAUAAGUAGAAAUCACGCAUGAGACAAUGUGUUCGGAACCCGUAAAAUUUUAAAUUUUGAGCGUACAACCUAGGUUCCAAAACACUCUCAAUGUAGCCCAACAUUCAAUCAUUCAUCCACAAGUGCUUGGAGCCCACAUAUUGUAGGAAUUUGGGCAAUAACAAGGCUCCACACAUUCAAAAUAUAGGUCAUUCAUCACAUUUGCAUUCACUCGCCAUUCACAUACAUAUUCAACACCCCCCCCCCCCCCCAACACACACACGUAAGCACGAUAUUUUUCCUAACGAAGCAAGAAUAAGGGCGAAACGAAGUUACCAAAUCAUUGGCGAGCAAAAGUUGAACUGGAAUUUGGACUAGUGUUGAGGGAGAGAGAGCUUCACAGUUCACACGGAACAACACACACAAACACAUGCUCACCAAAGGCGAGGUUAUUACACAAACAAAAUAUUCAAACAUCACAAGAAAACAAAAGAACUAUGUAGUUCAAAGUCAAACACACUAAAAAAGAAAUAAUGUCUAGAUUCGAGGGGGAGAAGUGGAGUGGUGGUACUAUGCCAAUAUGGCACUCACAACUGGUGGUCGUCAUCCUAGCGAGGUUGCACCUGGCGUGGAGGGAAAAGAUGCCAAUACAGGGCCUCGAACUGGAGACCCUGAGCACGAAGGAGCUCCUUCUUAAUGUCGUGAGAGUGAUGUCGGGCGUCUCGCUCUCGGUUGAGCCUAGCGACAGAUGGGUGUAGUGUCCCUCCAAAGUCGUGACUUGAGUCUCAAUGUUGUUGGAGGAAGAGGGUCCAACAUCAGAUGAUGAUGCAGAAGCGUCGGCAUGGCCGCGUAGGCGGUGGUGGAGCUCUAUGGGAUGACUCACCCUACAUUUAAUAUGAACGAGACUAGUACAUGUAGAGCUUGAAGCUCUCGAAUGAAAAUAUUAUUGAUGAUUGUUUUCUGUUUCUUGAUAUACAUGACUCGACCGCUAUCGCUACUUAUACACAAGGCUAUAACAACCAUAAAUGACAAGGACAAAAACUUCCUUUCACACAACAACACGAAAGUCCCAAACCAACAAGCAAAUGAAUUGACUAAUAAAAAUGUGAUUGGCUAAUUAUAGAUUAAUCACCAAACUUAGAGGUGAUAGAUCAUGGAUUGGUGAAUUUCAUGGAUAUGGAUAAAAUGAAUUGGUGGAUUUAUGGUCCCAGUGAAAUCUAGAUAUUUGACCAAUAUUUAACUUUUUGAAAAAAUUAAGUUUAAAAUAUCAUUGUAAAAAGUUUAGGUACCAAAAUAUAGUUUUUAAAGAUAUUUUACAUUAAAAUUUAAAUUUAGGUAUCAAAAUUUUACAUAUAUCCAUGAAUCCACCAUCCAAUUGGCUUUGAAUUAAGUAAAUAUUUUAGUGGAUGGAUUUGUGGAUUAGAUAUAAAAUUGCUACCUCUACCCAAACUCCUAAUAGCGUAACAUACUCCUUCAUCUUUGUUGUCACACUUACAAUGACCAAGGUUGUCAUGUUGGUGGAAUGCCGACCGAUUGAACUUGGUAUAAAAGGUGUCAGCCAUGAAACUUAUAGGAAGACCACCAGUAUGAUCAACAAGAUCUAUCCUCGACCUAUAAACAAAAUGAUGUUGUUUUAGUAAAUUUAAUUAAAAAAUAAUUUAAAAUUUAUUUUAUUAAUUUGAAAGUUAAAUGUUGAUUUUAUUCGUUGAAUCCAAGUACAAACGUUUGGAUGCUGACUUUAAAUUUUGUAUUUAAAUAUGCAUAUUUUUAUUUUGUUUGGACUCUUUUAUUAAAUAUAAAAAUAGAUAUUGUAAAUGGAUUGUAUUCAAUUAUGUGUUUUAUAUAUGCAUAAAUCAUUUGAUAUUAAUAAAUUUUCACAUUUCCAAAUAUAUUUUAAAACCGAUAUGAACCAAUAUAAAUUGAUUAUACCCAAAUCGAACAAUAACACUUGCUAAAUCAAUUCAACAGUAUAAACCAAUUUGAGAACUCAUAUACGAAUUUCUACUCCUUGCACAUAAAUUAAAAAUCAGAUCAAGACAACCAUAUAUAAAUUAUAACAUAUCUUUAACUUUUUUUUGGCUAUGACAUAUUUUUAUUGUUCCAUAGUAAGUUUUUUUUAUUUUCUUAUAAAGGUUCCGUGGUAAGUAUUAAGGCUGGCUAAUAGUGCCAGCCCACAUGACUUUUUCUUUUCUUCUUAACGUUCACACUGCUCUUUUGGUAAACAAAUUAAUGUUUAUUAUCCGGCAAUCAUCUUAAGUCUUAACUUAACUUUACUUAAUUAUUAUUUCUUUUAGCAGGGAGCUUUCGCUGUCUGUGGACCGAGUGUUGUUUGGAGUAUCGGCUAGGAUGAGAUGCACGUGGAGGUUAAAUUGGGACGUGGCUCAUAGAUCACCGUUGGAUGGAAGGUGGAAAUUGAGACGAAAAGUGGUCCGUGGAGGAUCUGCUUUGGUUGGCUUGACGAUUGUGAGGUGGGAGAGUGGUCAGAAAUCAGAACGGUAUUUCUUGUGUAGCAAAUCUUGUUUAAAUAAGAAAUUUUGUAAACGAACUUUUCUUGUUUUUCUUUUUUGCAUUUAAUUUGAUGAAAAUUAUCUAAAUGAAUUUUUGACACAUUUUACUAGUUUUAUUGGAGGUGUAAACUAACAUAUUUUCAACGUAUUUAUUGGGAAUAUGUUUAGUCCAUCUUGUAAAUACACUAAACACGCGCGGUGUGAAUACUCUUAAUAAGUAUUGUGAAUUGAA